This is a messenger RNA of Bufo bufo (common toad), 3145 nucleotides long. RefSeq names its product gastrula zinc finger protein XlCGF26.1-like. Lineage: Eukaryota; Metazoa; Chordata; Amphibia; Anura; Bufonidae. The record is from RefSeq and is a predicted model, not a curated record. The coding region runs from base 118 to 1926 and encodes 602 amino acids. Gene Ontology annotation, biological process: regulation of transcription by RNA polymerase II. The transcript has 7 exons. Gene Ontology annotation, molecular function: DNA-binding transcription factor activity; RNA polymerase II cis-regulatory region sequence-specific DNA binding.
GCUCCAUAGUGAAGGGUUGUCAGAGGAGGACACGCCUGCCCCCAGGUUCCUACAAUAUAGUAUCCACUCACUGGAUAUCUUCUAUAUAAGAUACUUCUCUGGAUUUACCCAACAAGAAUGGACAGGGACAAGAUGGCGGAGAGUAUAAUAAAUCUCACCCUAGAGAUCCUCUUCCGCCUUACUGGAGAGGACUACACAGUAGUGAAGAAGACCUCUAGUGAGCGCUGUCAGGACCCUGUGUCAGAAGGAUUGGGAAGAACCCUGAGCCAAAUCACAGGGCCUCCACCUCACCCCCUUAUACAUGAGGAAAUCAAUAGAGAGAAGAUCCUGGAACUCGCCAACAAGAUGACUGAGCUGCUGACUGGAGAGGUUCCUAUAAGGUGUCAGGAUGUCACCAUCUAUUUCUCCAUGGAGGAGUGGGAGUAUUUAGAAGAACACAAAGAUCAUUACAAGAACAUCAUGAUGGACGAUCACCGGACACCCACGUCAACAGUUAAGGAAGAGAUAAGAACACCGGAGAGAUGUCCUAGUCCUCUUCUUCCUCAGGAUGAUCAGCUUUCGAAUCCGGGUGAAGAUUUGAACAAUAUUAAUCCUACAGAGACAUAUGUGAGGGGUGAUGACAAGAGUAUAGAGGACAUUCCUACAGAUAACCGCCCAGAUGACUGUAACAGGAACUUAGAGAAACAUCUGAUAUCUUCAGAUGAUUGUGAUAUCACACAAGAUAUAUAUGAAGAGCAUGCCAAUAUCCAAGAUAUAUCUUCAUCCGAUCACAGCAAAAAUGUCUCAUUUGAUCCUUUUAAACAGGUCCGAUCUUCUGAUUCAUCACAGACUGUAACACAGAAUAAAAGUCACAGAAGAGGUGUUAAACAUCAAACAGUACACAUAAGAGGGAAACCAUUCUCAUGUUUAGAAUGUGGUAAAUGUUUUAACCAGAAAACACAUCUUGUUACACAUCAGAGAAUUCACUCAGGGGAGAAGCCAUAUUCAUGUUCAGAAUGUGGGAAAUGUUUUCACCAGAAUUCAGAUCUUAUUAAGCAUCAAAGAAUUCACACAGGGGAGAAGCCUUUUACGUGCUUAGAAUGUGGGAAAUGUUUUAACUGGAAAAAAAGUUUUGUUUCACAUCAGAGAAUUCACACAGGGGAGAAGCCAUUUAGAUGUUCAGAAUGCGGGAAAUGUUUUAACUGGAAAAAAAGUUUUGUUUCACAUCAGAGAAUUCACACAGGCGAGAAGCCAUAUAGAUGUUCACAAUGUGGGAAAUGUUUUAACUGGGAAAAAAGUUUUGUUUUACAUCAGAGAAUUCACACAAAGGAGAAGCCAUUUUCAUGUUCUGAAUGUGGGAACGGUUUCAACCAUGCAUCAGAUCUUCUUGAACAUCAAAGAAUUCACACAGGAGAGAAGCCAUUUUCAUGUUCAGAAUGUGGGAAAUGUUUUAACCUUAAAUCAUCUUUUCUUAAACAUCAGGGAAAUCACACAGGAGAGAAGCCAUUUUCAUGUUCAGAAUGUGGUAAAUGCUUUAAGCAUAAAUCAGCUAUUGUUAUUCAUCAGAGAACUCACACAGGGGAGAAGCCAUUUUCAUGUUCAGAAUGUGGUAAAUGUUUUAAGCAUAAAUCAGCUCUUCUUAGACAUGAGAGAAUUCACACAGAAGUCAAGCCAUUUCCAUGUUCAGAAUGUGGUAAAUGUUUUAGGCAUAAAUCAGCUCUUGUUAUCCAUCAUAGAAUUCACACAGGGGAGAAGCCAUUUUCAUGUCCAGAAUGUGGGAAAUGUUUUAAGCAUAAAUCAGCUCUUCUUAGACAUGAGAGAAUUCACACAGAAGAGAAGCCAUUUCCAUGUUCAGAAUGUGGUAAAUGUUUUAGGCAUAAAUCCGCUCUUGUUACACAUCAAAAAACUCACACAGGAAAGAAGCAAUCUUCAUGCUUAGCCAACUAGUGACCACCCCUACGUGUUAUGGUGGUAACUAAUUAGAUUUAUUUAAUCAGAUUCUUCUUUUUAGUGAUCAUGGGCGUAUAGCUGUGGUGCCCAUUUUGUGGACUGGAAACAGUGGGUCAGUGCCCUCGAUAUACGGGCACUGACUAUGUGCACUCCAUAUCACAGAUGAGGACCCAUUAACUUGAAUGGAUCUGUAAUCCUUAAGAUAUUCCGAGGUGUGGAGCAGAGACACAGAUCGAAGCGCCUCUGGGGGAUUUCGGUCCGUGCAUCUGCACCACAAAAAAAUUGAAUAUGUUCUAUUUUUUAGUGGGGCAGAACCUAUCUUGCGGAUUGUGGACCCAUUCAAGGGAAAGGGGCUGCAACCACAAACUGCAUGCACUCGUCCUGUGCCUGUGCAUUGCGGACCGAGGCACACACGCUUGUGUGCAAGAACCCUUUUUAGAGAUAAAACAGCACCUAGCUUUCAUCCACUAGAGGUAGCGGAGGAUUCGGAUCAAUGAUUGGGACCACUGUGAGAGCUCCCCAAACACGCAUGGUCUCCUUUAUUGAAUGAAUACCAAUGAUCAAAGGACAUCGUGAUCCAAUCAGAGCGGACCGCUCACAGCCAGGGAGAUGGAGCGAGAUUCCUUCUCCCUGGCUUUAAGCGGUCCGCUCUGAUUGGAUCGCGCUCACUGCCAGGGAGAAGGAGACACCCACAGCAGAAGACUGCGUCUCCGCCCCGGUGCGAUGUUACAGCUCAUUACAAUACAGCGCGCCAAAAUAAUGGGGCACCACAGCGGAGAAACAUAUAUCUCCUUUAAACAAAAAUGUUUGGUUAGAGGAAAUAAAAUAAAAAAAUACAGUUUUCCAGGGGCACCCCCCAGCCUGUGAUCGGUAUGGGGACCUUCCAUUCCUGUAAAACUGAAAUUAAAUGGACUAUGGGAAUGUCCAUAAAAUAGAGCUGGAUUCCCAUAAGCGCUGGUGUCUAGACAUAUGGAAAAAGGGGCGUCAUUCACACUUGUAAAUGGCCAGUUACUUGCAGUCAAGUGGAAUGACAGAUAGGAUGUCUGCAGGCUUUCCACUGAGCAAGAGGGGUAGUAAUAGAGACAGGGGUCACCACUGGUAAGAGUAAGCCUGUCUGAGUGACACAUCGUAAAUCUAAGGGAGUAGUGUAUCUUUCAACCAUCCCUGGUGUAGUACAAAAAGCCAGGGCCUAAUAUAAAAAGAUAAUCAUCUACCU